AGUAACUGCCCAAGCGUCGCAGAAAGGAGUUGACCAGGGCAGGCAGAGGAGCCAGUUUGGGAAUACCAAUUUGUGUACAUAUUUUUCUAUUCAAUUUUUGCCCAUUACAAUCUGUGGAGAUGUUUAACAGUCUUCUAAGGGAAUUCGACGAGGAUCCAUUCUUUGCCUCAGCAAGUGAUCCGUUCCAGGCGCACAGUGAGCGUGUGCGACAGAUGAUGCGCAGCUUCUCCGACCCGUUCGGCCACGGCCUGAUGCCCAGCCUGACUGACGGGAGGAGCCGCGUCCAGACGCAGACGCAGCCCAACGGAGCUCUGCAAGAGAACCAGAACCCCAGGGGCAGGAGCAACUCGCUGGUCCCCUUCGGCUUCGGGGAUCACAUGGGUAUGGAUCUGAGGAACCCCUUCAGUAUGAUGGACAACAUGAUGAUGGGCAUGCGAAGUCGGAUGGACGAGAUGCACAGGAACUUUGAGAACCUGUCGACAGACUCCAACACCCACUCGUUCAGCUCCUCCUCCAUCUCCACCUACUCUAAAGUGGGCAACGAGCCGCCCAAGGUGUUCCAGGCCCACAGCCAGACACGGCGAGCACCCGGAGGGGUCAGUGAGACGCGGCGCAGCCUGAAGGACUCGGACAGCGGCGUGGAGAAGUUGUCUAUCGGCCACCACAUCCAGGACCGCGGCCACGUCAUCGAGAAGAAACGCAACCACAAGACCGGCGAGCGCGAGUUCAACCAGGAUUUCCAGAACAUGGACGAGUCUGAGGCGGAGGAGUUUGACGAGGAGUGGCAGAAGGAGGUAUCGAAGUUCCAGCCCGUGGCGCCCCUGGCCAGCAUCGAGGCGUCCAAACCCAGAGCCCGCACCGUUCACCGAGCUGCCAUCGCCGCCCCCGACAACGCCAGGAAAAGCCCUAAAGUGGAGGGGACGAAGACCCACAUCCACGAGAUCAAAGUGCAGCGGCCUGGUGUGCAGGAGCCCUGAGCCAAUAAAACACUCGUGUGAUCGGUAGCAGCAAUCCUCUGGUGCUUCUGUGUCUCAUGUGUCUGACUCCCCCAAGCCUGCUCCUCUGGUGUCCACACACUCACACACACACACACACACACACACACACACACAAACACGUCUCACACACACACACACACACACACACACACACACACAAACAUGCACACACACAGACUCACACACACACGUGUGGUGCCAGCCAUUCUAUGGCCUGUGUGUAGAUGCCCUAGUUACUCUCUUAAUCUCCACUCCAAGACUUUUAAUUUGACGAUUGAAGAUUCAGUUCUCAGUUGAUUCUCCAUUUCAACAACACAAAGAAGUGACCCAAAUCAGUCUGACUGGACCUCUGAGAGUUUCCAUUUGUAUUUGUGUGAACAAUGUAGCUCUAAUAGUGAAGUGAAAAACCACUGUAGGCGAACUACCAGCAAAGAAAUCUCACUUUGUUGAUCCGAGACCAUAUUCGUCCAGUCGAGCACUCACUUUUGUGAUUUUUACAGAACUGGAUUGGAGCGUUGCAUUUUUUAAAAGAUGUUGAGUUCAACAAAAAAAGAAGAUGCUUAUUUAUAUACAUUAUGUGUUUGUUCAAAGAUGCACUUAGAAAUUAUUAUUAUUCUGAAUGUAUACAGUUUAUGAUUGUGAAGAGUCUAUUCUGCGGAGUGUGAUUCUUGCUGUAAUGUUUAUAAAAAAAUGUCCCUCAGAAAUACCCUUUUUAUAUUAUAAUAACGUCUGUGUUCAUCAGGAAAUGUGAUGGCUAUGACAUUUUAUUUUCUGGCUAUGGUAUUUUAUGUUGAUGGCUAUGGCAUUUUAUGUUGAUGGUUAUGCCAUUUUAUGUUGCUGUAUGUUGUAUGCGAGUUAAAGCUAAUACCCUCAUAGCUGUUGCUGCUGGUGCAGACCUGCCCCAAACUGGUGCGCAUCCCUGCCGGUUCAGUGCCAUGUCGGGGCCAGAUCUGGGCCACAGCCGGCCGCUCUCUGGAUGCAGGUUCUCUGUGGGCGGACGUCAGCCAUGGCCCUGAUGUACACACACAGUCGUCCUCGUCCAUCUCCUCGCGCUAAUUUGUGUUACUUUUUUUUUUCUUCAAGAAUGUGAAAUGUAAUACAUGUCACUGAAUAAAUAACACUGUUUGCUGAA
Molecule: messenger RNA, 2130 nt
Organism: Alosa alosa (allis shad)
Lineage: Eukaryota; Metazoa; Chordata; Actinopteri; Clupeiformes; Clupeidae
Gene: mlf1
Product: myeloid leukemia factor 1
Exons: 9
Coding region: 120-977 (285 amino acids)
Biological process (GO): regulation of DNA-templated transcription
Cellular component (GO): cytoplasm; nucleus
Source: RefSeq, a predicted model, not a curated record